GCCAAAGAGGAAGCGCACAAACAGUCACAGCUUUAUGAUCCGCGUGCACUGACCGAGCGACCAGCCUGUAUAGCUCCUCUCUCUCUCUCUUUCGAUCACUCUCUCUUCCUCUGACCUGCUCUCUCUCUCUCUCUCUCCCUCUCGCGCGCGCUCAUUAUUCGGUACCGCGUUCCAUCCGCGCGCACAGCCUCUUCAUGUAGACGGUAAGCAGCGCCUCUGUCGUCGGCUUCCUCUGCGCCAUGGAGGAGGAGGAGGACUGCUGCUGCUCCCCGGAACGCGAGAGGAUGGAAGCGUGGCUGGACGACCACUUGGAGUUCACUCACUCCUACUUUAUCAGGAAAGCGUCAAGGGAGAUGGUGAAUGCCUGGUUCGCUGAGCGCGUCCACACCAUCCAACCAUCGGCCUCCAAAGAGAAUCCUCUAGAGCAGCGCUCGUCUACCAUACCCACCAUCCUCCCGCCAACCAUCACCCUCUUGGACAACCGCUGCCCUUCCCCAGGGUCAGUCCCCAGCCCGGCCCCCAGCACCCCUACUCGCAAAAUCUCAGCGUCAGAGUUCGACCGCCCGCUCAGACCCAUCGUGGUGAAAGACUCUGAGGGCUCAUUGACAUUUCUGAGCGACGCAGACCGCGAGACUGUUCUUCUGCGUGGCCCGGUGAUGGGCGAGGGCGGCCAUGUUGGAGGUGACGGCGGUCACGGAGGUGGAGGCAGCAGCGGGGGAGGCAGUGGCACCGAGGGCGACCGCUGCGCCAGGCUGCUGGAGCUGGUGAAGGAAGUGUCGAGUCACCUGGAUGUGACAGCACUCUGCCACAAGAUCUUCCUGCACAUCAAUGAGCUGAUUGCUGCUGACCGCUACUCGCUGUUCCUGGUGGGCGAGGACAGCUCCAACAGGAAGUUCUUGGUGAGCCGGCUGUUUGACGUGGCCGAGGGAUCCACGCUGGAAGAGUCGUCCAGUAGCUGCAUCCGUCUGGAGUGGAACAAGGGCAUCGUGGGACACGUCGCCGCGACGGGACAGCUGCUCAAUAUCAAGAACGCAUACGAGGACCCCAGGUUCAACGCCGAGGUCGAUCUGAUCACAGGUUACAAAACCCAGAGCAUCCUUUGUCUGCCCAUCAAGAACCACAGAGACGAGGUAGUUGGAGUGGCUCAGGCUAUCAAUAAGAAAUGUGGGGAGGACGGUGCGUUCACUGAACAGGAUGAAAAGGAUUUCUCAGCCUAUUUGGCCUUUUCGGGCAUCGUCCUGCACAACGCUCAGCUCUACGAGACGUCGCAGCUGGAAAACAGACGCAAUCAGGUGCUGUUGGACUUGGCCAGUCUGAUCUUUGAGGAGCAGCAGUGUCUGGAGGUUCUCCUGAGGAAGAUCGCCGGAACCAUCUUGUCCUUCAUGCAGGCCCAAGCCUGUACCGUCUUCAUUGCCGAUGAAGACUCAAUGAACUCCUUCUCUAGUGUCUUUUACAUGGAGUACGAGGAGCUCCGUGAAGUCUUAGAUGCUCCCAAAAGGGACUGUGACGUCGGUCAGAUUGACUACAUGUUUGCGCAGUAUGUUAAAAACACCAUGCAGCCUCUCAACAUCGCAGACGUCACCAAGGACCAACGCUUUCCCUGGACUAGUGAAAACCCAGAUCACACCAACUACCAGAUAAAGAGUUUGCUCUGCACUCCCAUCAGAAAUGGAAAGAAGGACAAAGUCAUAGGUGUCUGUCAGUUGGCGAACAAGAUGGACGAAGCUUCGGGCAGCGUGAAGGCCUUCAACAGGAACGACGAGCAGUUCCUGGAGGCGUUCGCCAUAUUCUGCGGCCUGGGCAUCCAGAACACACAGAUGUACGAGACUGUGGAGCGAGCCAUGGCAAAGCAGGAGGUCACACUGGAGGUCCUGUCAUAUCACGCCUCUGCCACAGAGGAAGAAUCGAGGGAACUCCAGGUAACCACGGUCGCCACGGUGCCUUCUGCCCAGUCACUGCGACUCAUAGACUUCAGCUUCAGUGACUUUGACUUGUCGGACACCGAAACCACGCUGGCUACCAUCCGCAUGUUCGUCGACCUCAACCUGGUGCAGAACUUUCAGAUGAAGUACACGAGUCUGUGCCAGUGGGUUCUGAGUGUGAAGAAGAACUACAGGAAGAACGUGGCCUAUCACAACUGGAGACACGCCUUCAACACAGCGCAGUGCAUGUUCGCCCUCCUUAAGUCAGGACGCUUACAGAACAACCUCAGCGACGUGGAGGUCUUGGCUCUGAUGAUUGCAACUCUCAGCCACGACCUGGACCACAGAGGAGUCAACAACUCCUACAUACAGAGGAGCGACCACCCACUGGCGCAGCUCUACUGCCACUCCACCAUGGAGCACCACCACUUUGACCAGUGCCUCAUGAUCCUCAACAGCCCCGGAAACCAGAUCCUGAGCGGCCUCUCCCUGGACGAGUACAAAGCCACUCUGAAGAUGAUUGAGAGGGCUAUUCUGGCCACAGACUUGGCCCUGUACAUGAAGAGGCGAGGGGAGUUCUUUGAGCUCACUAAAAACAGCCAGUUUGACUGGGAGGACGAGUAUCACAGAGAUUUACUGAGGUCAAUGCUGAUGACUGCAUGUGACAUAUCAGCCAUCACCAAACCCUGGCCAGUGCAAAAGAGGAUCGCAGAGCUGGUGGCCACUGAGUUUUUUGAGCAGGGGGAUAAAGAGAGACAAGAGCUCAACAUUGAACCCAUUGACCUAAUGAAUCGUGAGAAGAGAGAUAAGAUUCCCAGCAUGCAGGUGUCCUUCAUUGAUGCCAUUUGCAUUCAGUUAUAUGAGACUUUGGCUGGGAUGUCGGAGUACUGUUCUCCUUUGUUGGAGGGAUGUCAGAAAAACCGGCAGAAUUGGAAGCGUUUGGCCGAGGAGUGCGAGAAGGAACUGGUCAACGGCUUGGUGUGAUUCCACAGCACAGCUUUCCUGGGUUUUUACGUGUUCAACACAGUCUCACGAAGUUUCAUAAAUUUGGUAUAAACGUAAACGGAGAAGAUUGUAUUAUGUCAUGAUACAUCUAACUUGUGAUCCAAUUUUUACACUCGGUACACAAGUUUUUGUGAUCCGCGAUAUUGCGAUAAUUAAGGAAAAAAAAGUUUUAAACACUUGAAAAGUCACUAACAUUUUAUUUUAUUUAAAAAACAACAUUUUAGAUAAUUGUUCUCUUUUUGUCUGCAGUUAAGUUAAAAAAAUUGCUCAUUUAUGAAUGAAAUAGUGUCCAUAAUGCUCCAAAGUAAAUGAAAAAUGUUCGAAAUGGAGCUUAAAACUAUUACAACUCAUUAACAGUAACCCAUAAAUGUACUUUCUAAAUUAAAUGGCAGUCUAGCUAGCUUUAGCAAAAAAAAAAAGGGUCACACCUAUGAAAUUAUAAAAGUUAUAAUAUCUCUAAGUGUGUGUAAAUACACUUUAAUCCCUUAAACACAGACUCGUGCUAGCUUAAUGUUAGCUAACUAACAUUAGUUAGCGAGCUGGUGACAUUGGUUCAGUUUCCACGUGUAAAUCACACUUUUGUGCUAAAUUUGUGAAACUUUGUGAGACAGACUUAUUCAUUCAUAAUAGCCGUCACUCACCAGAGACAAUAACAGUCAGCACUAAGCUAUAUUUAUUAAUAAUAGCCGUUUUUAUUUUUGCACAGAGUGGCUUUCAUUUUGAAGUCUCACACUCACACACACACAAGCGCACACACACUAUCUCUCACAGGUAGUGGGGUUUCUAGGGGGAAUCACUAAAUGGUGACACCGCACUAUUUCCAGUGGGCUACAGAUAUUAUUGUAUACAUACUAUAUACACUCUACAUAGUGUCGCACUCAUCCCAUAUGCUUGUUAAAUAUGUUUUGAAUCACGGCAGACGCACUACAAGGGGUUUGAGUCUUUUGGAACAUGUUUUCACUCAUUGUCUUAACUAUUGCAUAUUUAUUUUUUGUUUGUUUUAUAUAUUUAUUAGAGUUUCUAUAUUGUGGGGCGGGGUGGGGGAGGGGUCGUCCUUUUUGUCAAGAGCACACGGUUCUUUAUGUAGGAGAAGUACUUUUCAUACUUUAAAAAAAGGGGGGGGGGGGAAAUCCCAUCUGGGCUUUCUUAUAAGAACAACUCUUUCAGAUGACGUUUGGAAAUGUACUGUAUUGUAUCGACUUUUGUUUUUAUGUAACAAUAGCCAAAGACUAGGCCAGCGAAUUCAAAUGGAAAGAGGGUCUAGAUUCUUCCACUGCCUUGUUGUGAUAAAGUAGGACCAACUCACAAUUUAAAAAAACAAAACAAAACUAUAUUUUAUUUCGUCCAUAUCUCUCCGAGCCCGUGAAUGCCUUUCUCCUAUAAGAGGCUGUUUUUGUACGUCCUAUUUUUAUAAGUGAACGAUGCAUUGUGGGCUAUCCCUUUUACUGUAAAGGGAUAGAAAUCAGCAGAAACUCCUGUUAUGAAAUGGUUAAAACUGGGCUUUCAACUUUUGGUUUGUCUUCAUUACUGAAUAACCAGGUAUUUUACUAAUUAAUCAAUUGUUUAAAAAGAAAAUAGCAGUGUCAAAACUUACUGGUGACAACUUCCCAGUGAAAAGAACUAACAUCAAUAAUAAAAAACACAAAAAACAGCAAUUUUCUUCAAUCCCACAGCUGUAUGAUACCAAAUUCAAUCAUUAUUUCAUCCAAAGAUUAUGGUCUAAACUGAUUUUAGGUGAUGAAUUAGGCCCAAUCGAAAUUUAAUUUACUCACUUAAACAAGCAGAUGACUUUGUAGAAGUGUAGUACGCACAAUAAGAGGUGCAUUUUUAUGAACAGAAACAAACUAGUACAGACAGCCUGGUCUUAACUAAAGCACUUUUGUAGAUGCACAUGGUCAGAAAGCUCAUUUGUCCCUGUGGCUGUUUUUGUAUUUUCAGAAGUGUGCAGUCAGUUUCACGUGCCUGUCUACAACAGACGACAUUUCCUCCCGGCUUUAGUCUCUGGCUCUUUUUGUUUCCUUGCAUGUUCAUGAGAGGGCAUUACACCAGAGAGAAAGGAUUGUUUUAAUUAAAAGAAUAAUCUUUUUGUUGUUUUUUUUAAAGAGAGAAUCCCAGACUUGUGUGAGUGUCUAUUGCAGGCGAGAUAAUUUCAUAUAGAGAUGAUAUGGUACGUUUUUGACAGAGUUCCACAUCUGCAACUGUUGACACCACUAAAACACUGUGAGCCAAGUAAUGGUAUGUGCUAUUAAAGAAUAAUGCUAAUUUUC
Messenger RNA from Solea solea (common sole), 5194 nucleotides. It is a transcript of the gene pde5ab, whose product is annotated as phosphodiesterase 5A, cGMP-specific, b. Gene Ontology annotation, molecular function: 3',5'-cyclic-GMP phosphodiesterase activity; protein binding. The record is from RefSeq and is a predicted model, not a curated record. The transcript has 22 exons. Gene Ontology annotation, biological process: signal transduction. Lineage: Eukaryota; Metazoa; Chordata; Actinopteri; Pleuronectiformes; Soleidae. Bases 240 to 2906 code for a protein of 888 amino acids.